AUGCGUCCGCUUUGGCGCCACCCGCUGCUGCUUGCAGCAGCAGCAGCACUCUGCAUUGUUUCAUGUGCCUUCGCUGAUGAGCAGCAGCAGCAGCCACAGUCACAACAGCAGCCACAGCAGCAGCUGCAGCAGGAACCGCAGCAGCAGCCGCAAGGUCAGCAGCAGCAGGAACAACCUCAGCAGCAACCGCAGCAGCAGCCAGAAAAUCAGCAACAACUACAGCAACCUGACCAGCAGAAGCAGCAACCCCAGGAGCAGCAGCAGCAGCAGCAACCGCAGGAGCAGCAGCAGCAGCAGCAGCAGCAGCAGCAGCCAAAAGUUGAUUGUGCGGCGUUGGAGAGGUCGCGAAUUGUGCCCGAUGUUAUCACACUAAAGGUUUCGUUUGAUGGCCAUACAGCUGGUUGGGGUUCGGAGGUGGCUGUACACCAGACACAAAACCCUCCUGUUGUAUUAAUUUCCUCUAAACCCUCAACAAAUACAAGAUUUGUUCUUGCUUUGACAGACCCUGAUGCCCCUUCAAGUGACGAUCCUGUAUAUCGUGAAUGGGCACAUUGGGUGGCCAUCAGCUCAACAAAUCGCUUCGAUGCAAGCUCGGACAGUCCACUCCCGUACAGACCUCCUACGCCUCCUAAGGGCACCGGCCUCCACCGUUACGUCUUGCUGCUGUUUGUUGCUUCUCUAGAUGAUCAGCAGCAGCAGAAGCAGCAUGGGCACAAUGGGCAACAGCAGCAGCAGGAGAAGCGUCAGCAGGAGCAGCAGCAGCAGGAGGAGCAGCGUUUGCUGCUGCAGCAGCUACCAGGCAACAGCAGCAGAGGAAGAUGGGGAGGAAUUGGUUUGAGCUGUUACAUAUUGCAGUUGAGGUUUUACGGAGUUGAGUCAACGGGUCUCGCGAGCACCAGCCCCAAGGCAGACCUCCGACAUGUGGUCACUACCCUAGUCGAACGCCGACGACUGCAGCGAGCGCUGUCUCGAAAGCAGCAGCUGCAGGUGUUGCUCCUGCAGCAGCAGCAGCAGCAGCAACAGCAGCAGAAGCAGCAGUAA
Molecule: messenger RNA, 1041 nt
Organism: Eimeria maxima
Lineage: Eukaryota; Apicomplexa; Conoidasida; Eucoccidiorida; Eimeriidae
Product: phosphatidylethanolamine-binding protein, putative
Exons: 7
Coding region: 1-1041 (346 amino acids)
Source: RefSeq, a predicted model, not a curated record